Molecule: messenger RNA, 726 nt
Organism: Neurospora crassa OR74A
Lineage: Eukaryota; Fungi; Ascomycota; Sordariomycetes; Sordariales; Sordariaceae
Exons: 3
Coding region: 54-410 (118 amino acids)
Source: RefSeq, a predicted model, not a curated record
AGAACAAGAACCAUCAUCAUCCACAUCAAUCAAUCAAUCUUUGAACAAAAAACAUGAAGUUCACAACCACCACCGCCCUCCUCCUCGCCACUGGCAUCACCACCAUCGCCGCCAUGCCGUGGUCUACCAAGAACUCGGCCAAGACUCCCUCUCACGUGUUUGAGGAAGACAUCACUCUCCGCAUCGAAGUGGUCCCCAAGACCAACAACAAGCACCGCCAGCAGUCUGCGAAGACAAAUGACUUUGCUAGAUUACUCAAGAACAGCGAUGACGAUGAGAAGCCCGAGAUUUGCUGGAGGGCGUGUUUUGGGGAGGAGCCGAAUUGUCCUGAGGGAUGGCACGCAAAGCAGUUCGGUGGUGAAUGCUGGACUUGCUGCAAGACUAUUGAGGAGGAUAGUCUUGACUUGUAAGAUUGUCUCCUCUCUGGGCUGGGGCGAGGGCAGGAAAUCUUGAUUGUCUGCUACCAUCUGCGAACCGGAUGAUAGUGCACUUGGGCGAUGGAUGCCGAAGUCUAUCUAGGUGGAGAGGUACCUAGUUAGGGUACUAGCCGAUAUGAAUCAUGAUGUGUUACGAAAGAGGUGAUACAAGAUGCCUUCGACACCUGAAUGAUUAUUUGUACGACCGUCUUCGGUACAUUGUCGUGAUUUGUGAGUUGAUUGGUCUGAACGACUUGAAUUAGUUAUUAUGAUGAAAAUUGGAGAAAAAAGAGUUGGAAAGUUUCCGUUA